Messenger RNA from Closterium sp. Yama58-4, 882 nucleotides. Lineage: Eukaryota; Viridiplantae; Streptophyta; Zygnematophyceae; Desmidiales; Closteriaceae. The record is from the annotation of a GenBank genome assembly.
AUGGUGCACUCGUCUCGCGAAGCCACAAGGGAGGAGCGAGCGCAGGGAGCCUUUGUGAAGGAUAUGGUGGAGCGACAGCUGGGGUUAGGCCGCCCUCUCUUCCCAGCGCAUAGGAUCGACCGGCCCGCCAGUGGGGUGCUCGUGUUCGGGCGGACAGCAGAGGCGUGUAGGAGAGUGCGAGCAGCCAUGGCUCACCCUUCAGCCAUCAAGGAGUACCUAGUCCUUGUGCGAGGCUCCCCCCCUAACGAGUUCACGUGUGACAAGCCAUUGAAGGACGACCGGGACGCACUCAAGCCCGCCCUCUCCCACUUCAGAAGGCUCCUGGAAAUUCCGCAGCACCGCUGCGCGCUGCUGUCAGUGCGAAUAUCCACGGGCCGCCGGCACCAGAUUCGGCGGCACCUGAACCACCUCGCCUUUCAAGUCAUAGGCGACUCGGUGCACGGCAAGGGCCGCAUCAACGCCCACUUCCGCCAGAACCACCACCUGCCGCCCUCCCGCCUCUUCCUCCAUGCUGCCCGCCUGCUGCUGCCGCUGCACGCGCAUGCACCUGAAGCAGAGCCUCUCCCAUUGCUCACACCUGACGGCAGAUUCAUAGAUGCACCUGAAGAGGAAUCUUCACACCCUUUAAACACACCUGAAAGAGGUUUUCCCCUCUUGCAUGCCCUUGAAGGCGAGUUUUCCUACCUCCAUACACUUCCGGUAGUAUCUACUCUGGAGAGUAGUGUGGGGAGGGCAGAGGGACUGCUUGAGAUUGUUGCUCCAUUACCAGAUGACCUGAUUCAGGUGUUGCUCUCUCUUGGCCUAGACACGGAUACGAUUAUUAGUCUUAAUCAAUUUAAUUUAGCUCCUGAGACUCAUCUAGAUCGUGUAAGAGGAGUGUGA